Molecule: messenger RNA, 2175 nt
Organism: Octopus bimaculoides (California two-spot octopus)
Lineage: Eukaryota; Metazoa; Mollusca; Cephalopoda; Octopoda; Octopodidae
Product: regucalcin
Biological process (GO): L-ascorbic acid biosynthetic process
Molecular function (GO): gluconolactonase activity; enzyme regulator activity; calcium ion binding
Source: RefSeq, a predicted model, not a curated record
UUCUGCUCUUGUUUUCAUGUUCAAAACAGGAUGCCUGUGUCAGUUGCUGCCAAAAAUAUUUGUCCAGUUAUAGGCGAGGGUCCUCACUGGGAGGAAAAUUCCAAAUCCCUUCUAUUCGUUGAUAUAACAACUGCAGGUUACUACAGAUGGAAUUCCCUGGAUGGAACAUGUGAGGAAAUCCACGCAGACAGUGGUUUAGCUGGUUUCAUUAUCCCCCGCCAGAAUGGAGGUUACCUUGUAUCAAAUGAUGCCAGAAUAUUACAUUUGGAUUUUGCCAGUCGCAAAUUGGAACCCUUCCUAACUAUCCAACCUGAUGAAUUAGAUCUCCAUCUUAACGAUGCUAAGUGUGACAGCAAAGGAAGAUUGUGGGCAGGGACCAUGGGACGUUUUAACACUGUCUCUGACUUCGUAAAAGAAGCUGGAUGUUUGUAUCGAAUUGACAAAGACCUAAAACCAUUUGUCGUCAAGGAAAAAACCAAUGUUUCCAAUGGCAUAACUUGGACAACAGAUGAGAAAACCAUGUUUUACACACAUUCCAUUCCCAGAAAAAUAUUUUCCUACUAUUAUGACAUCCAUUCUGGAGAGGCAUCAAGAGAACAAGUUGUUGUGGACUUCACUGAUAAAGAAUGGUCAGAGUAUGGCAUACCAGAUGGAAUGACCAUGGACGUAAUGGAUAAGCUUUGGGUAGCAGCAUUCAAAAGUAGCCGAGUGUUCCAAAUUGAUCCCGAAACAGGAAAAAUUCUACAGACUAUCAAGUUCCCAGUGUCUGAAAUUACUUCCUGCUGCUUUGGUGGACCAAAUUAUGAUGAACUGUAUGUCACAUCAAGUCACCUUGGAUUAACUGAUGAGGAGUUUAAAAAUAACGAACCACUGGCUGGAAGUCUCUUCAAGGUCACAGAAACAGGCGCUAAAGGAAGGGCAGCAUUUUCGUUCCAAGGCUAUGUUCAUAAUUACUUUUCUUGUCUCUGUUUAUUUUUCUGUCCCCGCUCCCUGCUCUCUUUGUUUCUUCUUGCUGCUAAAUCUCAACCGAAUCUCCUACAGAUUUUCGGAAAAAGAGGGAUUUCGGACCAUUCUCUCCACCUGAAUUUAUUAUCACUAAUUUCCGUAACUUUUGCAUAUUUCACUUUUCCUAUUUUCAUUUUUAUAUGGGAAACCAACAUAAACGUAAUUCUGCAAAAUGUCAGAAACAAGAUGUCUGUAUCUGUUGCUCUGAAGAAUGUCUGUCAAGGAAUUGGUGAAGGACCUCACUGGGAGGAACGUAUUAAAUCCUUGCUGUUUGUUGAUGAAGAAUUUGGAGGUUUCUACAAGUGGAAUAGCAUUGAUAACACACAUACCAAGUUUAAUGUUGGUGACAAUGUCAGCUUCAUCAUACCUCGUGAAUCUGGUGGUUAUCUCGUAUCAUAUAAGACCCAACUCGCUGAAUUUGACUGGGAGAGUCAACAGAUGAAACCAUUCCUCAAUGUGGAACCAGAUAAACCAGGAAAUUGCUUCAAUGAUGGUAAAUGUGACAGCUCUGGCAGACUUGUGGCAGGUACAAUGAAAAUAUUCACAGGCACAGCUGAAAUGGCUGAAGCUGGACGUCUAUAUCGAAUUGAUAAAGAUCUCUCGGUCAAUGCCAUCAAAGACAAGAUCAAUAUAUCUAAUGGUAUGGCAUGGACAGCAGAUGACAAAACCAUGUUCUACACCCAUUCUCUUCCUAAAAAAGUAUUUUCUUAUGACUAUGACAUUUCAACCGGAGAAAUCUCCAGAGAACAAGUGGUUAUUGAUUUUGAAGGCAAAGAACUCCACGAGUAUGGGAUACCAGAUGGAAUGACAAUUGAUUUAAAUGACAAAAUAUGGUUAGCUAGCCAUUAUAGUAGCAAAGUAUUCCAGAUUGACCCAGAAACAGGUAAAAUUCUCAGCUCAGUCAAGUUUCCUACACGUCAAGUCACUUCCUGUUGUUUUGGAGGCCCAAACUAUGACGAACUUUAUGUGACAUCGAGAGCCAAUAACUUAACAGAAAAACAGUUGCAAAAUGAAGAGAAACUUGCUGGAAGUGUGUUCAAGGUUACGGAGUUGGGGGCAAAAGGUAAAGCAGCUCCCGUCUUUCAGGGAUAGUCUACACCACUCUCCAGGUAUACAUUGUAAUUUGAACAUGACCAGUACUAUAAUUAUAUUUUAUCAAAGGUAUGUUAU